Messenger RNA from Rhagoletis pomonella (apple maggot), 1255 nucleotides. RefSeq names its product leptin receptor gene-related protein-like. Gene Ontology annotation, cellular component: endosome. Gene Ontology annotation, biological process: late endosome to vacuole transport via multivesicular body sorting pathway. The coding region runs from base 160 to 498 and encodes 112 amino acids. The transcript has 3 exons. The record is from RefSeq and is a predicted model, not a curated record. Lineage: Eukaryota; Metazoa; Arthropoda; Insecta; Diptera; Tephritidae.
AUUACACUUGGUUGUUUUCCUGAUGAUUAAUGCAGGUACAAUAAUUUUCGUAAACACACAAAAGGAUCUCGAGUGAAAAAUUUCUAUAAAUUUAGAAAAUAGUGAAAAAAUGGCUGCUUUGAAAGAUUAUUGGUUUGUGCAUUUCUAACAUGCCUGGGCAUGACUUUCCUCAUAUUGGCGUGUGCUGUGCCUCAACCUAAGAUUUUCUAUCCAUUCUUCGUAUUAUUAUUCUACGUGCUCUCCGUUUUGCCGGUGUUCAUUGCGAAACGCUUUUCCCAAGGGAAUGAGACUAAUCCAAAGACGGAGUUCGCCCUAUUCCUUUGCGCUGGCAUGGUGCUGAGCGCCUUCGCUUUUCCAAUUGUAUUGGCGCACAGUCAAGUGAUCACUUGGAUGGCAGCUACACUUACUUUGAUAAGUAAUAUUAUUAAUUACUUAACCAUAUUUGGCUAUUCAAUGAGAGACAACGAAUUCGAUGCCCCGUAUGGUGGAAUGUUCUAAAUUGUUUUAUAUUUUAUAUAGACUUGUGUGAUGGAACUUGAGCGAAGAGACCAUUUUAGCGAAAUAACUACAUCGACUUCUUAUAGUCGGAUCUGCAUAAGUUACAAAUUAAUAAAAACAUAUGUGUAUGUAGUACUCUCAUCACUUUACAAAUCAACGCUAAAUUAUUGAAACGAAUAUUGGGCAAAUAUUUUUAACUGCGUUGAAGGCGCCUUCAAAACGCUCUUAAAAAUCUAAGAAAAAUUUACCAAGGCUAGCGAAUGUCAUUCUUCAAGCAGCUGUAUAGUUACAUAAAUACAUACAUAUACAUAUACAUAAAAAAUAAUAAUGUUUAGAUUUAAGAUAAAAAGCUUUUGUAUUUGCAAUCAAUGUUCGAAACGGAGAGGGCUGCUAAUUUGGCCUAUCUACCGCUUUGAAGAAAACAAAUCGAUAACGUAAAAUUAAAUAACUAAAUUGCUCCACAAACAUAAAACCAAAUAAACAAAAAAAUAUGUAACUAUAUACAUAUGUAUUUAUGUUGUAAAAACUUCAAGCGAAAUGUUACGAAUCUCGUUUGUGGGACAUUUUGCACUGUUCACAUACAAAAAUGCAUAUUUAUGCGUAGUCGGGAAUUGAUUUGAAUGCAUACAUACAUACAUAUAAAAACACCAUAUACACAGAUUUGCAUUCAUGUUUUAAAUUUAAAUUCUACUCAUUACUCUAAAUUCUAUGAAAUUUCAUAAAUAAAAAUCAGCAAAUGAUGCAAGUAAAUACAUAA